Messenger RNA from Aspergillus puulaauensis, 330 nucleotides. RefSeq lists its product as uncharacterized. Lineage: Eukaryota; Fungi; Ascomycota; Eurotiomycetes; Eurotiales; Aspergillaceae. The record is from RefSeq and is a predicted model, not a curated record. The transcript has a single exon. Bases 1 to 330 code for a protein of 109 amino acids.
AUGACAACCAUCGCCAUUGGAAUGCUCGAGAAUACUCUGGGUAUGUGUGAGGAAGAAGUGAGGAGAACUGACAGGGAGCAAACCGAGGAUAGGAUUGUGGGGUUUGUCCCGUUGCGUUUAAACCAGCCACCCCUCGUGGAUGAUCAGGCUGCCAUGCAUAAGCAAAUAAAAGGAAGUUUUGAGUUGGAUUGUCCAAAUUGCCAUAAGCAACUCGGCUUGGAGAGCCGAAUAAGCGGGAGCCAUAUAGAAUGUGCUGCAAGGCCCCCGAUUCAGGAGCGAAGAGGUAUUGGAAGAGCCAUAGACAUUCCACCGCCGCGCCGACGAAGUUGA